Messenger RNA from Sus scrofa (pig), 2442 nucleotides. It is a transcript of the gene ROGDI, whose product is annotated as rogdi atypical leucine zipper. Gene Ontology annotation, cellular component: RAVE complex. NCBI's taxonomy places the organism in Eukaryota, Metazoa, Chordata, Mammalia, Artiodactyla, Suidae. The record is from RefSeq and is a predicted model, not a curated record.
CUGGUCUGGGCCCCUCUGCUUUACAGCCUUGUUCCUUUUCAGCCCAUCGAAACCCAGGUUAGGGGGUCUCAGAAAAUGGGGGCAGGGGAGAUCCCUGUGGUUUUUGGCACAGUUGUUAAUUUCACUGGGAUUUUGAAUUUUCUGUCUGAACACAAAGCCUGUUCUAGUCCUAGCGGGACACUGGGGGGUGGGGGUGGGGGAGGAUGCUGUAAUGAAACUGGUUAGUGUUGUCUUAAUAUUGUUGACAAUUCUGUAAAGUUCCUUUUUAUGAAUAUUUCUGUUUAAGCUAUUUCACCUUUGUUUUGAAAUCCUUCCCUUUUAAGGAGAAAAUGUGACACUUGUGAAAAAGCUUGUAAGAAAGCCCCUCUUCCACAACCCCUUUUUUUUUCCUUUAAAUCUCCUUUAAAUGACAAAUCUAGGUAAUUAAGGUUGUGAAUUUUUAUUUUUUGCUUUGUUUUUAAUGAACAUUUGUCUUUCAGAAUAGGACUGUGUGAUGUUUAAAUGGCAAAAACAAAACAUGAUUUUGUGCAAUUAACAAAAGGCUACUGCAAACAAAAUAAAACGUUUCUUGAUAACACAACUGGAUCUUGGUGGUGGUCCGCGCCGGAAUACGGACACCGCGCUAUGUGAAGAAAAGAGGUGUAGGCCCGGGCCGAGGGUUUCUUCCCGGCCAACGGAACUAGCGGGCCGGUGGCGAGACCGGGCGGGAAUAGACUUCCCUGUCGGCCAAUCGCCGGGAGCAGCGAGAGCAAGCCGUCUCGCCGGCCAAUAGGUGAGUGCGAGCGAAGCUGGGCGCCCUAUCGGAGCCGGGAAGGGGCGGGACCAGCGGCCGCCGCGGGGCAGCCGGAGUGCUCGGCGCUGGUGCCGGCGGCGUCCAGGACCAGCCGGCGCGGGCGGGUUGAGGGCCCUUGCGGCGCAGGGGGCUGGGGGCGGGGCGGGAGCACGCGCAGCCAAUCGGCGGCGGGGGGUGGGCUGGGGCGCCGCCGGUGUUCCGAGCGACGAGCGACAAGCAGACCGCGGGCAGGUGACGGUCGCUGGGCAGCGAGCGGCGGCGAUGGCUACCGUGAUGGCAGCGACGGCGGCGGAGCGGGCGGUGCUGGAGGAGGAGUUUCGCUGGUUAUUGCACGAUGAGGUGCACGCCGUGCUAAGGCAGCUACAGGACAUCCUCAAGGAGGCCUCUCUUCGCUUCACUCUGCCGGGCUCAGGCACGGAGGGGCCCACGAAGCAGGAGAACUUCAUCCUGGGCAGCUGUGGCACAGACCAGGUGAAGGGCGUGCUGACGCUGCAAGGGGAUGCCCUGAGCCAGGCGGACGUGAACCUGAAGAUGCCCAGGAACAACCAGCUGCUGCACUUCGCCUUCCGGGAGGACAAGCAGUGGAAGCUGCAGCAGAUCCAAGAUGCCAGAAACCAUGUGAGCCAAGCCAUUUACCUUCUCGCCAACCGGGACGAGAACUACCAGUUCAGGACAGGAGCAGAGGUCCUCAAGCUGAUGGACGCAGUGAUGCUGCAGCUGACCAGAGCCCGAAACCGGCUCACCACCCCGGCCACCCUCACUCUGCCUGAGAUCGCUGCCAGCGGCCUCACGCGGAUGUUCGCCCCCGCCCUGCCCUCAGACCUGCUGGUCAAUUUCUACAUCAACCUCAACAAGCUCUGCCUCACCGUGUACCAGCUGCACGCCCUGCAGCCCAACUCCACCAAGAACUUCCGCCCGGCUGGAGGCGCUGUGCUCCACAGCCCCGGGGCCAUGUUUGAGUGGGGCGCACAGCGUCUGGAGGUGAGCCACGUGCACAAGGUGGAGUGUGUGAUCCCCUGGCUCAAUGACGCCCUGGUCUUCUUCACCGUCUCCCUGCAGCUCUGCCAGCAGCUCAAGGACAAGAUCUCCGUGUUCUCCAGCUACUGGAGCUACAGGCCCUUCUGAGCGGAGCGCCCAAGACCCGGGCCCCUGGGCAUGGCCCCCCGCCCAGGGGCCCCUGUCCCCCCACCGCCUCAGAGUGCCAGCCAGAGCCAGAGCUGUGCACCAUGGGCUAUUUAUUUCCCUCUUCACCCUGUCCUGCCUGUCACGUCUGCAUGGAUGGACCUGAACUCUGGGACGAAGGGAUAGUGGCUUGCGGUUUGUUUUGGAAUGGGGGGGGAGGGGUCAGGAAGGUGGGGCUGUGAGGUGGCCGAAGUCCCAGCCCUGCCCUCCGCAGAAGGCUGGAACCUUUGGACUCAGGGUAGGGCUGGCCCUCCUCCCUCCCUCCCCUCCCUGGGGCAGCUGAGGACGUUGAGGGGAGCCACACACGCCCCGCCCCUGGAGGGCGUGGCAUGGGUGGUGGCCCUAGGCUCUGUGUCAGGAGAGGGGGACAGAAGGCGCCCACCAUGAGCUGUGAUGCCCUUAUCUGUGUUCACUCCAUGACCCUGCUGGGGCCUCUGAGGAAUAAAGAUCAUCUGACUUUGCCUGGA